Molecule: messenger RNA, 336 nt
Organism: Pieris macdunnoughi
Lineage: Eukaryota; Metazoa; Arthropoda; Insecta; Lepidoptera; Pieridae
Source: the annotation of a GenBank genome assembly
AUGCCAACCGUUAUCAUAUGGAAAUAUGUCGCGAGGCUUCAGUGCGGUCGCCACCGCUGGUCGACGGGCCACAGCGAACUAAUGCAGGCGUUGUAUAGAAGCACAGUUAUGGGCGCUCUUAAGACAAACUUUUUGCGACCUAAAUUGCCGCUUGGCGGCGGGGCAGUCGCGCCAAAGAAAAGAGAGGUAAACGGACCAUCCCCCAGUGUAUACGAGAGCAAGAGAGACGGAGAACGACACCAGCACCGAACUAAACUGGGGACAGGCCCCACUCGGAAUCGUCUGCACUUCUAUCCUACGUCUGAAUUCGUUGCACAGCGCAUGCAUGAGUCGUAG